Molecule: messenger RNA, 1233 nt
Organism: Seminavis robusta
Lineage: Eukaryota; Bacillariophyta; Bacillariophyceae; Naviculales; Naviculaceae
Source: the annotation of a GenBank genome assembly
AUGCGCGCUGUUCCUUUGGCCUUUGCCCGAGUGUCUCGGAUUAGUCGAGUGCCAAGGUUGCCUCAAUUUGGCGUCUCUUCCAUGCGAAUGAUGUCUGCUGCCCCUGGCCCAAAGCCCGUAAACCCAGAGUUUUCGUCAGGCCCUUGCAAAAAGCGACCCGGAUACGAUGUUUCCACCUUGGAUUCUCGUGUGGCUGGUAGGUCACACCGUUCCAAGCUAGGAAAAGAGCGCCUGGCCUUGGCCAUUGACGAGACCAAGCGUCUUUUGGGUGUCCCAGAGGACUACCUGGUUGGCAUUGUCCCUGCAUCGGACACUGGUGCCUAUGAAAUGGCCAUGUGGAACAUGCUGGGUGCCCGUAAUGUGGACAUUUGCCACUGGGAGUCCUUUGGAAAGGGGUGGUUUGGCGAUGCCGUGAGCCAUUUGAAGUUGAGGGAGAAUGGCAUUGAAGUGAAUGAGCACACUGCGGAAUAUGGCGAACUUCCCGACCUCAGCAAAACAAAUCCCGACAAUGAUAUUUGCUUUACGUUCAAUGGUACCACUUCUGGCGUCCGCGUCGCAGAGGGCUGCGAUUUUAUCUCGGAUGAUCGCACUGGUAUCACUCUGUGCGAUGCUACAUCUGCCUGUUUUGCCAUGAAUAUGCCAUGGGAGAAACUAGACGUCACAACCUACUCCUGGCAAAAGGUUUUGGGUGGUGAGGGUGCCCAUGGUGUCAUGAUUUUGAGCCCCAAAGCUGUCGAGCGCCUCGAAUCGUACACUCCGGAAAACAGACCAUUGCCCAAAAUCUUUCGAAUGGUCAAAAAGGGCAAGGUCGACGGUGCAAUCUUCAAGGGGGCGACCAUCAACACACCUUCAAUGCUUUGCGUUGAAGACUACAUUGACGCCCUCCAGUGGGCCGAUUCCAUUGGGGGAGUGCCAGCAUUGAUCAAGCUCAGUGAAGAGAAUCUGGCGGUUGUCGAAUCUUUUGUGGCUGAAAAUGAUUGGAUAGAUUUCUUGGCCAAGGACCCCGCAAUUCGCUCGUCGACUUCUGUAUGCCUUACUCUCGACUUGACUGCGGAUCAAAUCAAAGCAUUUGUUGCACUCUUGGAGAAAGAGGAUGUCGCUUACGAUAUUGGAGGAUACCGUGAUGCUCCUCCUUCCAUAAGAAUCUGGUGCGGAUCCACUGUCGAGAAGGCAGACGUGGAGGCUCUCAUGCCUUGGCUGAAGUGGGCAUACGAGGAGGUCAAGGAAAGUUAA